GGUCUUUACAUGGAUUUCUCCAACUGCCCUUGCAACAUAAAAAAGAAGAGAAAUGGUGGAAGAAAUGUCUAGCCAGGAAAUGAUAAGUAGAAAUGAAACUUUUACUUCAGUGACAGUUUUCACAUCCUGUCUAUUAGGAGAAUGGACAAAUACCGCUGAUCUCCUGAUUCUUCGUAUGGCUGUACAUUUGACAAUGUUCAUAGUGGUCUUUAUAAUUAGUGUCCCCAUUAUUCUAACUGGUGUUUGCUAUACUUGUGCAUUUAUAGUACUAAUAUAUCAAAAAGUUAACAAACUAAACAAUGAUUAUUCUAGUACAUCGUGGGACAAGGCCAGACUAGUUAUUGCUCACAUCCUCAAUGGACUUGGAAGAAUACUGCAUGGAUAUGAGAUUCACGGUACAGAAAACAUACCACAAGGGCCAGCUCUCAUUGUUUACUACCAUGGAGCGAUCCCUAUUGAUUACUCAUUUUUCUUAGCUAAUCGACUUGUUUUGCACAGGCAAUGCUGUUAUUCUGUAGUGGAUCACUUUCUCUUUAUGGCACCAGGUUUAAAAACAUUGUUAAAGAUAAUGAAUUUCACAACAGGUUCAAGAGAGGAAUGUCUGAAAAUUCUCAAAAAUGGCAAUUUAUUAGGUAUUUCACCAGGAGGAGUUCGAGAAGCUUUGUUUAGUGACAACAACUACAGACUUCUAUGGGGAAAUCGUACAGGCUUUGCUCAGCUAGCUAUUGAUGCCAAAGUGGCCAUCAUUCCAGUGUUUACAGAAAAUAUUCGUGAUGGGUAUAGGACACUUGGAGAUAUAUGGCCACUGAGAUGUCUGUAUGAGCACACUCGAUUACCACUUGUUCCUGUUUAUGGAUUUUUUCCUGUCAAGUUUCGCACACAUAUAGGAGAGCCCAUAGCUUAUGAUCCAAACACAACUUCUGAUGAACUAGCUCAGAAGACAAAAAUUGCAAUAGAAGCUCUAAUACGCAGACAUCAAAAACCUCCUGGAAACUUAAUAAGAGCUAUAUUGGAUAGAUUUGAUAAGCAACAGAAAUCAGACUAAGGUAAAAAAAAUCAGGAAAACACUGGAGGCUCUGAAUCAAUGCCUGAAGUCAGUGAUAAGGACUAAUGAAGACUAAUGGACUGCACUAACAAGUUUAAACAGCGCUGGUCAGAAAUAUGAAUCUGAUGGGAAUUGACUGUGUUAGUCUGGAUAUAUCACUUCAAACAGUGAGGCAGUUCACUCAUGUAGAUAAGAGCAACUGAGUGAUAAAUCCGACCUCUGGUUUGGUUUGAAUAAAAUCAACCUGUAAUUCAGUCUGAUAAAGAUUUUUCUUUAGUAUCUCAUAUUAGAGACAGGUCUUCUACUAUUAGAUUUGUCUCUAAUAGUCUUCCACCAUGACAGUCCUUCAGCUCAGGUAAGAAACACACAUCACACGGCAAACAUGAAAGAUGCUGAUGGGGCUGAGGUGAGGGAAGAAGUAGCAAAGCUUAUUGUUUUCCCAGAGUCCCUGACUCCCGCCAAAAACAGAACACCAAAGGGAAACUGACUGAGAGAAAGAACAGCCUUGCUUGUGUUUUUUUCUCAGUGGAAAGGGCUGCAAAGUCACAACUGACUUAUGGCGACCCCACAGAAUUUUCAAGACUUGAGUCAUUCAGAAAUGGUCUGCCAUUGCUGUUGCCACCCUGAUAUUCCUUGGAGGCCUAUCCAAAUACUAGCCAAG
This is a messenger RNA of Gekko japonicus, 1706 nucleotides long. Its product is annotated as transmembrane protein 68-like. Lineage: Eukaryota; Metazoa; Chordata; Lepidosauria; Squamata; Gekkonidae. The transcript has 8 exons. Gene Ontology annotation, cellular component: membrane. Bases 53 to 1045 code for a protein of 330 amino acids. Gene Ontology annotation, molecular function: acyltransferase activity. The record is from RefSeq and is a predicted model, not a curated record.